Molecule: messenger RNA, 2081 nt
Organism: Exophiala xenobiotica
Lineage: Eukaryota; Fungi; Ascomycota; Eurotiomycetes; Chaetothyriales; Herpotrichiellaceae
Exons: 2
Coding region: 74-739 (221 amino acids)
Molecular function (GO): protein binding
Source: RefSeq, a predicted model, not a curated record
GAACAAUAGAACAAGCACAUUGUACCAUCCUGCUGUUCACCACUGUCAUAGCGACCUUCGCGAUACCGUCAUCAUGCCCUCUCCACCUCUCCCAACUCCUACCCCCGACGAACUCGACGACCUCAUUUAUUUCUCUCGUACCGGUGACUUUGACUCCCUCAAAGAACUCGUAACAAACGUGUGCGCAAGCCACUCCAGUCCUCCAUCCGUCAUUCUCGCAUCGGCAAUCGAUGUCGACGAAGACGGUCUCGGCUCACAGUCAAGUCUGCUACAUUACCCUGCGGCGAACGGCAAUCUCGAGGUGGUGGAGUACUUGAUAAGCUUGCUUACACCGUCGGACUCGUUGGGUGGGAGUGUGGGGGCGACGACGGCAGAUAAGUCGGCAUCCAGUCUGGUCAACCAUCGCAAUGUCAGUGGGAAUACGCCGUUGCACUGGGCGGGCAUGAAUGGGCACCUCGAAGUGGUCAAGGCACUGGUCGGCGCAGGUGCGGAUCCCGGAAUCGCGAAUGCUGCGGGUCGGGAUGCUGUUGUUGAGAGUGAGUGCUCUGCGAAGGAUGGGGCUAGGGAGUGUGCGGAGUGGAUGUUGAGGGAGUGCGAGGGGUUGGAGAGGGGUGUCGGUGGCCAGGGCAGUGCGGGUGAAAAUGAAGCUGAAGAGGAGGUUGAUGCAGAUAUGGAUGGAAUGAUGUUGAAUACUGAAGGGGAGCAGCUGCAAGAUGACGCGAAGGAGCAGGAGACGUGAGAAGACGAAGAUAUGCGGGUCGAGAAGGAAAUAUUACGAAAGAGACAUCUGCCCAACGACUUUGCUGCUACAAGCGACAAAAAGUUCUUGCGCUCGAAUACGGGAUACGAAGCUGCUAUGAGGACAUGUUUUUUUGGGAAAAUCAACGCUCAAGUUGAAGGACAGACGACUGCCAACGAGCUGCAACUACCUUGACCAGAUGCAUCUUGCCGCCAUAAAAGACCGCAAUAACCGAGCCACAUUUUCCGGGGUUGCCACGCCUAAGUCUCGACUUCGAUGUCCCCAGGCAUCGGCUUUGACCUCGAUACUGUCAACACAAUCGGCGACCUCAUCGCAUUUUGACGAACUGUCUCAGACACAGGGUAUAUCCAGUCAGUCCGGUAGGGCAAGUCUGUCCGGUCUCUGAAUUGACAACGCAUUGUCCAUUGUGGCAGUGGCCGGUGUUUAAGCGCUGGAAAUGGAUGUCAGUUUACCUGAAUCAAGAGCCAUGUUCGGCCUAGAAAGGCUGAAAGAUACCUUGUCAAGUCUGCCAUCCCGAAUCGGUCGGAGACACGUUGACUCUUCAGUGACAUCUGCUGGUAGAGGGCUGCUGAGCGUCGACGGAAUCAGGAGCGCCAGGCUGGCGAGGAGGAUGUUGCUUAAGAGCAUGUUGGCGGAUCGAAAGUUCCUCACUGAAGGUUGGGGAAGUGCUGUUCAGAAAGUCCGACUGUUUCAAGAUGGAGAGUUCUCGCAGUCUGGUGCUUGAAGAUUAUUUUACUUCUAUGAAGGGAGCACAAGACACAAUUCUACUGCCUACUCUUUCUUUCAGAAUGCAGGACACGAGGUCGUCUUAUAUACCCUCCAACAUGUUCCAUUCAGCGCGACAUGACCAGCAUCGUCAUACCGAAUUGAACAGGAGGCCGCCCAAAACGUACGUGAGCAGCGUGAUCCAAAGUCAGCUACGACAGCCACGGCCUGGCCACGAAUGGCUUUGCAUUUUCCUACUCAGGCGUGUCUGCGGCGAGACCUUCAGUCAGCCAUUUCUGAAUACAGAUCGGGAGACGCGGAUGGAAGUCCAAUAGCCGAGAUGGCUAGCACCACGGCUGGGGUGAGUAGCCCGCAAGCCUUCCACAUGGUUGUUGCUGGGGUGUUGUGGCUUGCAUAUGCCACUUCAUGAGUGGGAAGCCAGAAUUUCGAAAAGGUGUCCAGAAAGAGGAGCUUGAGGGAAGGGCUGGCUCUUUGUGGAACCACGAAUAUGGACUGUUCUCAAAUAUGAUCGCUGCAUCGCUGCCCUCGGGAAACGGUUGCCCGCUUUUUGUAUUACUUGUCUACAGGGUUGCCUCCUCAAGUUCUGGAAUGUGUG